Messenger RNA from Scatophagus argus, 2541 nucleotides. It is a transcript of the gene zwilch, whose product is annotated as zwilch kinetochore protein. Gene Ontology annotation, biological process: mitotic spindle assembly checkpoint signaling; protein localization to kinetochore. The record is from RefSeq and is a predicted model, not a curated record. Lineage: Eukaryota; Metazoa; Chordata; Actinopteri; Scatophagidae. Gene Ontology annotation, cellular component: RZZ complex. The transcript has 18 exons. Bases 170 to 1960 code for a protein of 596 amino acids.
GAAAUGGUAACGUCCUGACCUGUGACCUCAUGGCGUCACCGGCCGUGUAAGCGCGCGACUGUCAAACAUCAACAGUAGCGUUGCCUCGUCUGUUAAACUUUGUUGUCUUCUUUGUAUUUUUUUCCAAGCCAUUUUCUCAGUAGCAGGAGAUUUGUUCCAUAUUUUUUCAAUGGGCUCAAAGGUGAUAUCUCGUGCUAAGGAGUUUUAUAACAUUCUUCGGUCUCUUCAAGACGACGAACGCAACCAUCCAUGUAACGUUACGUUUGAGGAGGACAUCCAAAUAUUAAAGAGGGAUGGAAACAAAAUGGGUUUGCUGAAUAUGUACUGUGACAACCAGCCAGUCUUCAUCUGUGAAAAAGCUGUUCCCAAAAUAAAUGAACCCGAUGAUCAACAACUGAUUGAAACAUCAAACUGCACUGACGAUGAUGAUGAUGCUGGUGAUGCCGUUGAUGUCAAUGCACUUCAGACAGAUUUGGGACCACAACCACUCACUGUCAUGAAAGCAAGGCAGUUGCUGUCUUGGUACACAUUAUCUCAAAAUGCCAAUGUGACAGCUGUGGACAACAGCUCUGCCUUACACCCUUUGUGGGUGAGAUGUGAUAUGUCUGAUACAGCUGGAACAACCUGGUUUGGAGCUGAAACAGUCUGCAUGGACAAUAAAGUAUCUGGUGUCAAAUUAUACUCUGUUACCUGCAAAGGCUCAACUGUGGACAAAAGGUCUGUCAUAACCUUGGAUGAGCUUAAACAAGAGCACAAGCGAAGGCAUCACCCAUCCUCAAUGGCCCUUAAAGGCAGUGCCAGGUUCAACUUGUUUGGCUCCACCGUUGUUGAAAACACCAUGAUUGACUCACAGAGCAGUGUCACAGUGGAUUUCAAAUGGAGCCAUGUGGAGAGCGUCCUUGAGACACCACCCCUGUCCUCUACAGCAACACUGAAUAUCAAAGUUGCCUGCGGGGACAUGAGAAGCCCAAUGUUUGAGAUGUACAGGGAGCUAGAGUUUCUUCAGACUCUGGCUGAUGGUUUGAGAACUGGUGAGACUGAAUGGAUGGAACCUUUGGAAAGCACAUCAGCUGUAAACCUGACCAAGGCCUUCCUAGAAGAGCUUCAGAACACUGCAAAAACACUACAGGACCAGGCUGCAAAACCAGCUGAGACCACAAAACUGAAGUCUGAGACGGAUACUCCGAUUUUCAACUCUCUUUUGGAACGAGGCGAUUUGGAUUUUGUUGAGCAGCUGUGGGUUCGGAUGAGAAAGAGUGUGACUUCAUAUCAGGACGUAGGAGACUGCCUGAAAUUGGUCAUCGAAGCUCUAAGAUAUGGUGACAUCAAACCCUGGAUUCACAGAGACAGCAGCAGCUCCCUCAGCAAGCUCAUCCUGCAGUCCUACCACCAGCAGAUCGACCACGUGUCCCUCACGGGCGUCACCCCUGUCCACAUGCUGCUAGAGAUGGGUCUGGACAAGAUGAGGAAGGAUUACAUUAACUACCUCAUCGGUGAAGAAUUGACAACUCUAAACCACUUGUGUUAUUACCUGAGCACAGAGGUUGAUCUGCAGGAGCAAGUGAUCCGACUCAGGAAACUGCACCAUCUGCUGGAAAUGAUUUUGACUUGCAGUACUUUCCUGGGUUUGCCUUACGACCGGCUCUUCCUUCUCACGCAAUCAUGUUUGCAGCAUUACAAAACAUCUCCAUAUGAUGAGGAGCAUGAAUUCAAACUGCAAAUCAAACCUGCACUGAUCAGCCAUUUUUACCAGAAAGAGCACCCGGUAUUGUGGGGAGUUGAGCUGUCCAGCGGUCAUGGUCCUCGUGAAGUCCGGACUUCCUCGCAGCUCAGUGAGAGACCACUGGUUGAUCAUGUCAUCUUUGAGACAGGUAGCCCAAAUGAAACAGUGAAUGGGGACAGUGAGGAUCCUGCCUUCUUCUCUACCACGGUGUGCUGCAGUCUCGUCAGCUUUGCAUGAACUUACACGGAAGCACAAAUGAACGACAAAGGAGGUGUUUAUUGUUAUUUUUGAUGCUAUCAUCAGAAAGUAACAUGUUUUUGAAAUGGAUUAGUCAGAUGGCUUCAUACUGCGCCUCAGAGCGUACACAGACAACUAUGGGGUUUGCCAUUAAUUUAAUGUAUUCUUGUCAAUUUUCAUGUACAACAUUCAGUUCUUUGUAUGUAUAUUCUCUGAUGCUGUCUUGGAUUUCCUUAUUGCAUCUUUAUUUGCACAUUUUCUGACUUUUCUUUUAUAGCAGUUUAAUAAUGGGAUUUUGAAGAGUUUAAACUACCAGUUGUGACCAAAGGAAAACACAAAGUACAGCCGAUAACAAGGGCUGUUUGCAAGGGGAAUAUUCCACAGCAAUACUGUAAAAUCCAACAUGUUGCAGGGCUGUCCACGCUGCCUGGGUCUGUUACUAACUAAUUCAUUAUUGUAGACUGAACUAAUGUUUUAAUAGCAAACACAAUUUAAAGAAGUCAAUAAUUCUCUUGAAAUUAAUUUCAAAUAAUGUAUUUAUGUUCACACACAAUCAGUUAAAGAAGGAUGCACUUACAGAA